AUGCCUGAGCUUAUUAACGCCAACCCGACUGUCUAUAUCCCUUCAAAACAGUCCUAUCGUGUCACUCGUGCUGAGGAUGACAACGAAGAUGUCGACGAUGUCAUUGAUUCGCAAGAAGUUUUCGAUCUAAUUCGUGCAAUAUCGGAUCCAGAGCAUCCUUUAACACUCGAACAAUUAAAUGUUACACGACUAGAGCACGUAGCAGUGGACGACAAGAAUAACCACAUAGCAGUCGAAUUCACACCUACAAUUCCACAUUGCUCGAUGGCUACUCUAAUCGGAUUAUGUAUCAGAGUACGACUGUUGAGAAGUCUGCCCGAGAGAUUCAAGGUCGAUAUUAAUGUGAGAAAGGGAACUCAUCAGUCAGAGCAGGCUGUUAAUAAACAAUUGAAUGAUAAGGAGAGGGUCGCUGCUGCAUUGGAGAAUCGUCACCUGCUGGAAGUAGUCAAUCAAGUAGAGUAUUGUAAUUUGGUGGCAUUAAGUGACGAUUAA
This is a messenger RNA of Paraglomus brasilianum, 492 nucleotides long. NCBI's taxonomy places the organism in Eukaryota, Fungi, Glomeromycota, Glomeromycetes, Paraglomerales, Paraglomeraceae. The record is from the annotation of a GenBank genome assembly.